AUGACAGUCUUCAUCGCUUCACUAUUUUUGCCCAAGACGGUCCAUUUCAGGCUUCCGGGCACCCCGUCGAAGAGUGCACCGCCGCCAGCGCUUGACAAGGAUCGGGCGAAAGGCGAUAUCCAGGCCGGCGGGCUGAAGUCGCCAUCGCACUUGAAACAGCCCAGCCUUUUCAAGGACAUCACGCCCCCUGAGACUCCGAUCGAAGAACGUCCGGCUCCCGAAGACAUCUUUAGCAACGAGGAUGGCCUCGCUGUGCCCCAAUUCCCCGCGCCUACCGAUGCUGGGAAGCAGCGCGCCCCCGCGGACCGCGGAUCCCCGACAUGGGGCGCCCGUCGCGACCAACCCAUGUCGCGGGCCAACUCCCCGCCCCCGUCAUCGCUCCUCAACCACAACAAGACGCUAGCGAUCAAAGCGCGCGAGCUGGGUCGCAUGGGCGUCAAGCAGCCGCUGUCUCUGACCCGAAGCGAUAGCCACGAUCGGGUCUUUGCGCAGGCCGACUACACCAUAGUGAACGCGGACCAGGGCAACGGUGGCCUGCGGAAUGCCGCCGAGGCCGCUGCGAGGGAGGGCAAGCUCGGUGAUCACACUUAUGUUGGCACCCUGGGCAUGCCGACGGACGCGCUCGACGGCACGCAGCAGAAGCAGGACAUUGAGGAUAGGCUUGCCACGGAGCACGACUGCCUCACUGUGUGGUGCUCGGAUAAAGACUUUGACGGCCACUACUCGCACUUUUGCAAGCAGAUCCUGUGGCCAGUGUUCCACUACCAGAUCCCCGACAACCCCAAGAGCAAGGCGUACGAGGACCACUCGUGGAAGUACUACGUCAACGUGAACCAGGCUGUGGCCGACAAGAUUGUCAAGAACUGGAAGCGAGGCGAUGUCAUUUGGGUCCAUGACUAUCAUUUGCUCCUGGUGCCCGGCAUGAUCCGCAAGAAGCUGCCAGAUGCCAAGAUUGGCUUCUUCCUGCAUGUGGCUUUCCCCUCUUCGGAAGUCUUCCGGUGUCUGGCGGUACGCAGGGAACUGCUGGAGGGCAUGCUUGGCGCCAACCUCGUGGGCUUCCAGAUCCACGAGUACACUCGUCACUUCCUGCAAACCUGCAGCCGCAUCCUCUCAGCCGAGGCCACGCCAGAUGGCCUGCAGCUGGAAGACCGCUUUGUGGACGUAAUCAACAUGCCCAUCGGCAUUGACCCCGUUGCGCUGAGCGAGCAUCGCAAGGAGCCACAGGUUCUGGAAUGGGUUAACAAGCUGCGGAAACAAUACGAAGGCAAGCAUCUGAUUGUGGCGCGUGACAAGCUAGACCAUGUGCGCGGCGUCCGGCAGAAGCUUCUAUCCUACGAGCUGUUCCUGAACCAGAACCCCGAAUGGCGCGGCAAGACGAUGCUGAUUCAGGUGGCGUUAUCCACCAGUGAGAAGUCAGAGCUAGAUGCGACAGUUUCUGACAUUGUCACGCGUGUCAACUCGUCAUGGGCGAGCCUGACAUAUCAGCCCGUCACUUACCUGAAGCAAGACAUAGGAUAUGCUCAGUACCUGGCACUGCUUACCAUCGCAGACGCGUUGAUGAUCACCAGCCAACGCGAGGGCAUGAACCUGACCUCGCACGAGUUCCUGGCUUGUCAGGAUGGCAAGAACAGCAAUGACAAGAAGCAUGGGUCGCUGAUCCUGUCCGAGUUCACUGGAACAUCGAGUCUCUUUGGCGGCAACGAGUUGAGCGUCAACCCGUGGGACUAUCGGGCCUGCGCAGACGCCAUCAAGAAGGCGCUGGAGAUGUCGGCCGAGGAGAAGGAGCGCAGGUGGACAAAGUUGUACCAGGCGGUUAGUCACCACACGGGUGCUCACUGGUUCACCGAGUUUAUGCUUCGGUUGGACCGCGUCCACGAGGAGCAGCAUCGCCGCGACCAGACGUCGGUGCCCCGGCUGUCGAUUUCGUCCCUCUCGGCACAGUACAAACGGAGCAACAAGAGGCUGUUCAUCCUCGAUUACGAAGGGACGUUGGUCAGCUGGGGGCCCGUCAAUCAGAUCAUCCCCGUCAGCCCACAGGUACAGAACGCCACCUCUACUAACCCCUUGUCGGCAGGGCAGCAGGGACAGCCAGAAGGGCGGCAGCAUAUUGUCCAUCCUCGGUUGGGCCCACUCACCCUCGCAUGUCCUCACACAAACGUUACUCACCAGCCCCCUACUACAAUCCGAGACGUUGAGUCCAACGUCUUGUCUCCUAUUCGCCCAAGCAGCCCCUAUACCACCACUCUAAACAGAAGUAUGCGCCUAGGUGAUCCGGUUCAGUACACUGACAGCAAUCCUCAGCGCACCCUUGACGUCCUCUCGGACCUCCUCCUCGACGAGCGAAACACUAUCUACGUCAUGUCAGGUCGCCGCCCCGAAGAGCUCGAUCGCCUCUUCCGUGCCCGCAUCCCUAACCUAGGUUUGAUCGCCGAGAAUGGCUGCCUGCUCCGCAAGUGUGGCGCCGACUCGUGGACCGAGAUGGCGGAUCCCGGACACAUCAGGAAUUGGAAGGAGUCGGUAAGGGGUAUUAUGACAUACUUCCUCGAGCGAACCCCUGGAGCCGAGGUCGAAGAGCGCCGAUGCAGCCUGGUCUUCCACUACAAGAGCGCCGAGGACUACGAGGCCGCCGCGCGACAGGCGAGCGACUGCGCGUCGCACAUCAACGAUGCCUGUGAAGCACAGCGGGUCCACGCCGUUGCCCUCGACGGAUGCGUCGUUGUCGAACCUAUCGACUGGACCAAGGGCACUGCGGCAGAGAAGAUCUUUGACGACCUGCGGAGCGGUGAUCUUUCCCCCGACUUUCUGAUGGUCGUGGGUGACGGCCGCGAGGACGAAAAGGUCUUCAAGUGGGCCAACCAGCUUGGCGAGGACGGCACCGUGAAGGAUGUAGUCACCGUCAGCCUUGGUAACCGCAACACAGAGGCGAGGGCCACCUUGACUCAAGGUGUCAGCGGCGUCCUCACUGCGCUUCAGAAGUUGGCUGCGCUCUCGUGA
This is a messenger RNA of Pyricularia pennisetigena, 2994 nucleotides long. RefSeq lists its product as uncharacterized. The record is from RefSeq and is a predicted model, not a curated record. The transcript has 3 exons. Gene Ontology annotation, molecular function: catalytic activity. Gene Ontology annotation, cellular component: cytosol; alpha,alpha-trehalose-phosphate synthase complex (UDP-forming). Gene Ontology annotation, biological process: trehalose biosynthetic process. Lineage: Eukaryota; Fungi; Ascomycota; Sordariomycetes; Magnaporthales; Pyriculariaceae. The coding region runs from base 1 to 2994 and encodes 997 amino acids.